AGGCUCUCCGCAGGCGUAUGGAGGCGCGCCUGACGCUGGUGCUGCGCUGCUGUCCUUCCGAGCCCGCGCUGCUGGCUGCUGCGCUGCCUGCGAGGGUGCACCCUGUGCUGCUGCUGCUGCUGUAUACCAAGGUGCCAGCGAUCCAACAACUCCUCUGGUCGAGCGAGUCCCGCCGGCCGGCGUGGUGCGGCGUGGGCUCUGCCCUAGGCGACGCGCCCGGCGUGCGCGCGGCGGCGGCGGCGUGCACCAGCGCGACGGACCGCGUGGCGCACACGCUGCUCACCGCGCUGGCGCACCAGCCGCACCACGGGAAGGAGCACGCGCACAAGUCAGUCGAAACUUAUGUAAAGCCUGGUCCGUGAGCACGUAGAAUCACAGAAUAAGUAAUAGUACAGGUACAGAAGGAUUACUCCGCAAGACGAUUUAAAUAAAUGCGAGUCUUGCUGCGACGCGAUACAGUGGAAUUCAGCUCGCAUAGCACUA
Molecule: messenger RNA, 483 nt
Organism: Ostrinia nubilalis (European corn borer)
Lineage: Eukaryota; Metazoa; Arthropoda; Insecta; Lepidoptera; Crambidae
Exons: 2
Coding region: 18-362 (114 amino acids)
Source: RefSeq, a predicted model, not a curated record